CUAUUUGGAUAUCCAUUGACCGUCCUUCAAAAUAAAAAGAUGUCCGACGAUCAUGAUCACACCUUCGAGAGUGCCGGUGCCGGUGCCUCCUUGACCUACCCCCUCCAGUGUUCUGCCUUGAGAAAGGGUGGACACGUUGUUAUCAAGGGUCGUCCCUGCAAGAUUGUCGACAUGUCUACAUCAAAGACUGGUAAGCACGGACACGCCAAGGUUCACUUGGUUGCCAUUGAUAUCUUCACCCAAAAGAAGCUUGAAGAUCUCUCUCCCUCUACCCACAACAUGGAUGUUCCCAACGUUACCCGUAUGGAAUACCAGCUCAUCAACGUCGAUGAUGGCUUCUUGAACUUGAUGACUGCCGAUGGUACCUCCAAGGAUGAUGUCAAGGUCCCCUCUGGUGAUAUCGGUGCCGCUUUGGAAGCUGACUUUGAGGAGGGCAAGGAUUUGUUGGUCUCAGUUGUGUCCGCUAUGGGUGAAGAGCAAGCCUUGUCUUACAAGGAAGCCCCCAAAUCUUAAGUGUAAAAAUCAAAAUCAAAAUCAAAAACAAAAUAGAAAAAGUUUGAGUGUUAGUAAUAUUAUAAUUUCUUUCUCUCUUUUUUGUUUUCUUUUUUCUUCUUCUUUUUUUUCACUCUUAUCAGUCUAUCUAUUUUCUUUUAUUAUAUAUAUAAAUUGAAAUUUGAAAUUUGAAACAAG
Messenger RNA from Phycomyces blakesleeanus NRRL 1555(-), 690 nucleotides. RefSeq lists its product as hypothetical. The transcript has 3 exons. Gene Ontology annotation, biological process: positive regulation of translational elongation; positive regulation of translational termination. Bases 40 to 513 code for a protein of 157 amino acids. The record is from RefSeq and is a predicted model, not a curated record. NCBI's taxonomy places the organism in Eukaryota, Fungi, Mucoromycota, Mucoromycetes, Mucorales, Phycomycetaceae. Gene Ontology annotation, molecular function: RNA binding; ribosome binding; translation elongation factor activity.